CUUCUAAUCUCAGACUUUAGGCGCAGAACAAGCCUAUGUGUAAUAAUAAUUUCUGCCCCUUUUCCCUUUUUUUUCUCUGAUCAUUUCUCUCCAGCUCCAGGCAAACUACUAGUCAACCAAGUCAAGGCCGAUUGCUGCCUUCAUCUGCCGCAAAUUGAUUCUCCAAAAUGAGAGCAACCGGAGUAGCCGGAGGAGCAUCUGCCGGAGUUGGGGGAGGAGGAUCCGGCGGCGCCACUUCCCCUAGUUCCGUGGAGCCCAGACACCGUCUCUCUUCUUCCUUGUCCAUGGGAGAGGACAGCCCGAGAAGAAGGUUCUUGAGGGGCAGAAACUUCAGAGAUGUAGAGAAGGCCUUCCAUGUUCCUGCACAGUACAGGAACCUCAACUGCAAGACAUCCACCCUCAAAUUGGUGCUGCUGAUUAUCGCUUUGGGCACAUUGGUCACUCUCUACCGUUCUCCUCCAGUUCAUGUUGCUGAUUACCCUUCCCAUUUGGUUCCGCAAUCGAAUAUAGUUCAGCAUUGGAUUGAAGAGGAUGCAGCUGUAGAUUUUCGUUACAUCUCUACUGCAGAAGUUGACUGGGACCACAUCUCAAACAUUUUCGACAAGCUAAAUGAUACAAACCAGUACCAGGGAAUUGGUUUGUUGAACUUCAACACCAGUGAGGUCAAAACUUGGAAGCACUUUUUACCAGAUGUUGACCAUGUGGUUCUUCACCUGGACCAUGUCGACAAGGACCUAACUUGGGAAUCACUCUACCCUGAGUGGAUAGAUGAAGAAGAGGACUUCAAAGUUCCAACUUGCCCUAAUAUACCCAAAAUCAAAUUCCCCGGGAAACCACGUCUGGAUAUUGUUGCUGUGAAGCUUCCUUGCAACAAGUCUGGUGGAUGGUCGAGAGACGUCGCUAGUUUGCAUUUGCAGCUUGCCGCAGCGAGUCUUGCUGCUUCGGGCAAAAGUUACCAUCCUGUGCGCGUGAUCUUGGUCACUGAAUGCUUACCAGUUCCAAAUUUGUUCACUUGCAAGGAUCUGAGUCUUCGCGAGGGUAAUGCAUGGCUCUAUGAACCCAACCCACAUGGUUUAAGACAGAAGACACAACUGCCGGUGGGUUCGUGUGAACUUUCUGUUCCUCUGAAUGCUAAAGAAAAUUUUCACUCUGAAAGACCACAUCGAGAAGCGUAUGCAACAAUUUUGCACUCCGCACAGUUCUAUGUGUGUGGAGCCAUUGUUGCUGCUCAGAGCAUUCGCAGGGCAGGCUCGACGAGAGAUCUUGUGAUACUUGUUGAUGAAACAAUUAGCGACUACCAUAGGGGAGGGCUAGAAGCUGCAGGGUGGAAAGUCCAUACAAUCAAACGAAUAAGAAACCCAAAAGCUGAACCAGAAGCCUACAACGAAUGGAACUACAGUAAAUUCCGACUCUGGCAGUUGACUGAUUAUGACAAGAUCAUCUUCAUUGAUGCUGACAUGCUUAUACUAAGAAACAUCGACUUCCUGUUCGAGAUGCCUGAGAUCACCGCCACUGGGAACAACGGCACCCUGUUCAACUCCGGUGUGAUGGUGAUCGAACCAUCCAACUGUACAUUCCAGCUGCUAAUGGAUCAUAUAAACGAGAUCGUGUCCUACAAUGGGGGAGACCAGGGGUACCUCAAUGAGAUCUUCACAUGGUGGCACAGGAUUCCAAAGCACAUGAACUUCUUGAAGCACUUUUGGGAAGGCGACGAGCAGGAAAUCAAGCAGAAGAAAGUCCGCCUCUUCGGAGCUGACCCUCCGGUCCUCUACGUUCUUCAUUACCUCGGCACGAAGCCAUGGCUGUGCUUUAGGGACUAUGACUGCAACUGGAAUGUGGACAUCUUGCAGGAGUUUGCCAGUGAUGUUGCACACAGGACUUGGUGGAAGGUUCACGAUGACAUGCCGGAUAACUUGCAGAAGUACUGCCUGCUGAGGUCGAAGCAGAAGGCGGCAUUGGAAUGGGAUCGAAGGCUAGCCGAGAAGGGUAAUUACACAGAUGGUCAUUGGCAGAUCAAGAUAAAAGACGAGAGGUUGACGACCUGCUUCGAAGAUUUCUGUUUCUGGGAAAGCAUGUUGUGGCACUGGGGUGAGAAGAACUGGACGGAUAAUGCAACAGCGACUACUCCUCCAGCAGUGCCUGCUACCAUUGCUACCAAAUCUCUGUCUUCUCUGUGAUUUUGGGUUCUAUUCGUUGGUUCAUUAUUAUACUAGAGAGAGAUAUGUUUACUUGUAGAUGAAGAAACAUAACCUUGGAAGUUCAUUAUAUAGUAGUUGAGGUGCCAGUAAAAUAGCAGAUAACAAUUUUCUCUGAAGUCAUUUUGUCUGAGGGCCUCUAUUCCUUAUAAAUUUCAGUUGGAAGGGAAGGACCUAUUUGCUAAUCUUUACAAAGUUUAGCUACCAAAACGC
This is a messenger RNA of Linum tenue, 2408 nucleotides long. The record is from the annotation of a GenBank genome assembly. Lineage: Eukaryota; Viridiplantae; Streptophyta; Magnoliopsida; Malpighiales; Linaceae.